GCAGUGGGGCGUGUACCUAGCCGAGCCUCCACUUCACACUGCAGAGCGUCCCGUUGGCACGCCCCAAAAGGGUAAGCGGACUGAGCUAUGGCCGAUCUUGCAGCAGAAAUGGCCGGAGCCAGAGAAGCUCCUCCUCGUCGUCCUCAAUUGGAUCUAAAUCAUCCACCGAUGGAUGAGGAUGCGCCGGCGGGGAAGCUGAGCAGGAUGGAGCACCAGCGCAGCGUCUGCGGCGAGCCGUCCUUCCGGAUGGAGAACCUUCCUGAGGAGAUUCAACCUGUUGUGAUGUCACUUCUCCCACUGAAAGAGGCGGUGAGGACAAGCAUUGUUGCAAGAAGUUGGAGAAUGCUCUGGAGAUUUCACAGUAAUCUGUGUUUUUAUUGCCCCGAUGAUCUGGAUUAUAACUCCGAUGAGUAUGAUGACACCGAUGAACAAGCCAUUGAUGAUUUUAUCAAAAUAAAAAGAGACAAUUUCAUUGAGGAUGUAAAUUGGGUUAUCCAACGACAUAGUGGAAUAGGAAUCAAUAAGUUCAGAAUCAGGUGUGGCCUGCACAAGGAGGACUUCGAUCAUCUUGACAGGUGGAUUGCCUUUGCUGCUUCAUCGAAGGCAAAUGUCAUAGAGUUUGACCUGAAGAUGAUUAAUUAUCCAUCCAAAAAAGUUUACCACUUUCCUCUUGACGCCUUAGAUGUUCAAGGCAGCUCUUUUGUGCAGUCCUUGUUUCUUGCUGAUGUUUCUAUAAAGCCACACUCGGAUGUACGUGGCUUUUCUAUACUCAGAAGGCUUGUUCUGCAAUAUGUUCAGAUAUUUGGGGAUCUACGAGGGUUGCUAGCAAAUUGUUCUGCACUUGAGGACUUAUCGAUCAUCGAGUGCUCUGGUGUGGCCAAUUUAAGCAUGCCACACAAACUUGAUAAACUUCAACAUUUGCUAAUUGACAAAACAUAUGUUAGGAUGGUUGAGUUUCAUGCUGCCGAUCUUGCUCAUUUUGAGUACAAAGGACUAGAGAUCCCUAUAGUACUUCAUGGUUGCUCCAAAUUAGAGAAGGCAACAAUUAUGUUUAAAGGAGGUAAAGGAUUGGGCCGCUUAUUCACUCUAGUUCCAAGCAUUUUGCCAGUAAAGAUACUACACGUGGGAGCUGAUAUACUUGGAUAUGAACAGUUGCAGAAAAUGACAACAAGAUCGCUUGGCAUGUUUACAUGUUUGAGGCAUAUAACUUGUCAAUUAUUUGUCCGGGUCCGCCAUAGCGAACUAAAGGCCGAUAACGGAGUUCUUCAAGUGGCCCAUUGUUUAAAUGCUGCACCUCAACUGGAGACGCUCCACCUUAACAUGAUAUAUUUGAUCAAAUAUGGUCAGAUGAGUCAUCAGGUGGCGGUGGAGGAGGAAGAUUCUCCUAUGCGUCGCCAUGAUCAUCUCAAGACUGUCUACAUGAGCGGGUUUCGGCUCUACAAGGCUCAGAAGAAGCUGGCAUUCUCCAUCUUGGAGAAUGCCUCUGUUCUCGAGCACAUGCAGUUGGAGCCGAGGGUGAAGGCCGUAGCCGACAAGGCCGCGAUAUGCUAUAUGUUGAAUGACCGCGUCGAAAGAAAAUUCGUACCACAGGUCUGUGAAUGGGCGCGGCUUGCCUCGCUACGCUUCGGGAAGGUGGUUACUGCCCCUUCAGAAUGACGGUUCGGCUUAUGGAUUGAUUCAGGGUUUGUUGUGGUGAAUGCCAAACCAAGCGCGGUGUUGUCCUGAAUAUUUGAGAUCGUCACAGAUUCACUGCGUCGACAUCGCAUGGAAGAUGGUCAUGGCCACGAGGAGGAGAAUGAUGGCGCAUCUGGUCAUUGCCGGAUCUGCAUCCGCCGAUGAGAACACCAUUGGCGGGUAGGCUGUGCUUGUCGAUGGGGGCACCGCUGCCCCGGGAUUCGCACCAGGGUUCAGGCUGCGCGUGCAGAAUGAGGUGAAGGUGUCAGUAUUGGGUCAUGAAUGAAUGAAUGCUGUACAUGUAUAUAUAAUUGUGCUAAAUUGUUGUUUGCUGAAUGUUCUGCCUGCCAAAGGGAAGCUAAUGACGCUGUCAUGUUCA
Molecule: messenger RNA, 2053 nt
Organism: Lolium perenne
Lineage: Eukaryota; Viridiplantae; Streptophyta; Magnoliopsida; Poales; Poaceae
Molecular function (GO): protein binding
Source: RefSeq, a predicted model, not a curated record